AUGGUUGAGCUAGCGUCUAUUCUGGGUCUUGGUUUGGUUGCUGCAUUGACGUAUGCAGUCUGUGUCUUGCACCCUUUGAGAGAUCCAAAGGUUCGACAAGCCGGUUCCGAGGAAGAGUUGAAAUUAUGGCGGGAAAUGGAUGCUAAGUUCCCCCGUGGUUUCCGCUGGUUUCAAGGACCUCUGGCUAUGGGAGUGACAGCCAACCAUCCCGAUAUAAUGCGGGCAGUUAUGAAGGGAAGAGAUCCCAAGCCUACUAAGGCAUUAAGUUCUGGUUACCGUUUUCUUCUGCCUUGGCUGGGGUAUGGUCUGCUUCUUGCUAGUGGAGAUACCUGGUUUCGUAAUCGCCGCCUCAUUACCCACGCAUUCCACUUUGAUAUCCUCAAGACCUACAUGACAAUCUACAACAAAGCUACCGACAUCUUGCUGAACAAGAUGAGUGAAUGUGCAGCAAGUGGUGAGAGUUUUGUGGUGACAAAGAACGUCAGUCUGUGUACGUUGGAUAUCUUGCUCAAGUGCGCUUUUUCUUAUGAAUCCGGCUGCCAAAUAAGCGGAGAAAGUCACCCGUAUGUUACUGCGGUGAAUGCAAUUGCUCUUGCCAGCAGAGAUCGAGUAUUCAAUCCUAUUCUUCAUCCAGAUUUCAUAUAUCAUAGGACUGCAGCUGGGAAAACAUUUCUCAAAAAUGUAGACUUUGUUCACCAGAUCGCCGAUAAGGUGAUCAAAGAACGGCGAGACAAACUGAAAGAGAAAGAGACCGAUCCUAAGCCCGUGAAAUCUAAAGACCAGCCCUUGGAUUUCUUGGGCAUCUUGCUAGCUGCCCGAGACGAAGACGGCAAGGGACUGACGGAUCUAGAGAUCCGUAACGAGGUGGACACUUUUCUCUUCGAGGGUCACGACACCACGGCUAGCAGCCUGACCUGGAUGCUGUAUGCCAUGGCAACCAAUCCUGAACAUCAAAGGAAAGUCCAGGAGGAAAUUGAUGAAGUGAUGGAAGGCAGGGAAUCGGAGGAAAUUCAAUGGGAGGACCUUGGCAAGUUCAACUACUUGAUUCUGUGUCUCAAGGAAGCCAUGCGACUUUACCCUCCAGUACCAAUGAUCCAGCGUAUUGUUGCAGAGAAAGACAUCAUGGUCCACGACAGGUUGAUUCCUAAGGGCGCGUUGGUAAAUUUGAACAUCUACUCUCUCCACCACAAUCCAGAGAUUUGGCCGAAUUCCUUGGAGUUCAUACCGGAUCGUUUCACACCGGAAAAUACCAAGAAUAUGGAUCCCUUCGCUUACUUGCCAUUUUCGGCCGGUCCAAGGAACUGCAUUGGACAGAACUUUGCCCUGAAUGAGGAGAAGGUGAUACUAGCUCGAGUUCUGAGAAGAUUUCACAUCGAGUUGGAUCCCGACCACAAAGUGGCCGCCAGAUUGCAGUUGGUUUACAAGGCAACCAACGAUAUCAAGCUUAAACUGAAACCUAGGUUUUGAUCCAAUAAUCCGGCAUCAAAUUUCCUCGGAUCAGCUGAUUUCCUCUUAAAUUGCCAUAUAUGCAUUUAAAAAUGUAAAGAAAAAAAAACAACGAUGGUCAGCCUACCAUGGCUUAGUGGAAAUAGCUACAAAAUGUCCACUUUUCGUGAAACUGACAGCACACUAGGUGCCAAGAUUUCACAGGAUGCUUGAGACUAUUAUUCACUUACAUUCAUGUAAGGUACGGUAUUUUAUAAUAAAUUGGUAGUUUUGUAUAUUUUUAUCUUUGCAAAAUGUUCUAAUUACCUUCAAGGUAUGCUUUUUUCUUCAUGCUAAUUUGUUGCAACUUACUAAUUUAGGAAUAUUGUCAGCUUAAAAAUGUGUCGAGCUCUAAACUGGUACCAGUGACCUCUACUUUUUUUAUGAUUUCUGAUUGGAUAAAUUUUACUUAACCAGUGACCGAGAGAGCUCUAGUACGCAGGCGCAUGGUAUGUAAAUUAUGGUGAUGAGGCUGAUGAGCUAACCACAAUGGCCAAUGGACGGAAUUAUACGUCCACAGGCCACAAAAUAAUAAAACACGUAUGUCACUUUGACGUUAAUCAUUCUGCAUUUUAUUGAAAUAAUAGGCCUAUACAUGUAGUUCAUUUCCAAAAAUGUUCAAUUAAUAAGACAUUAACAAUAUCAAAUCUGGUUAUACAUGCAACUAUAAUUAUGCACACUGCUGAAUUGUCCCCCAAAGAGGUUACACUGUAAACUGUUCUGAAGGGGCAAAAGAUCACAAUGCGUCACCGUUCAGGUUCCACGAAGACAUGUCUGAAAUGACCAUUCCCCCCCCCCCCCCCCGAUUUCGAUAUUUUUCACCAUUUGGCUUUAAAACAUCGUGCUUAACCGUUUUUGACAUAGCCAUAUGUUCUGUGAGCAAAACAUCAUGAAUUUCUUAACUUCAUUAAUGAUGCAAGGGGCAGGCAUCUCAAUCAAUUAGUGCAUUUUGCGUGUUCACAAAGAGACACGAACAUAGGUGCUCUUUGAAUGCGUACAAAACUGGAAGGAAAGGCGUAUAAGUAGGUCCAGAGAGGUGUUCGUUGUCACGAAUUAAGAGCCACAUAUCUUUAUUACGGGGCCGUAUCAUAAGUCCGACGCCUCAUAGGUCCAGCGCCUCAUAAGUCCGAAAUUUCGGACUUAUGAGGCGUCGGACUUAUGAGGCAUAAAAUUUAUUUAUUCCGCCUCAUAUUAUAGGUCCGACGCCUCAUAAGUCCGACGUCGGAAAAACGAGGCGUCGGAGCUAUGAGGCGUCGGAGCUAUGAAGCGUCGGACUUGUGUAGCGUCGGACUAUGAGGUGUCGGACUUAUGAGCGGACCCCUUCAUUACAUUUGUGCGUAUUAAGGGUGUUCCUUCCAUAUGAACAGACAUCUUUACUUAUUAAUUUUGGCUAAUUAACUAUUGUGCUGCUUCAAAAUACUGGGUUUAGAUACAAGUUUAACUUUUAGAAUAGUGGGAACUUCUCUUGCGAUUAUCUCGAAAAAGUUUUUCCCUUCUUUAAAAUACAAGUGUGGCUCUUCGUGAAAACGGUGACAUGAGACUGUAUCAUAAUAUUGGGAUUUACAUGUCGAGAUAAUUUACCUUAAGUAUUUGCAUAAUUAUCUUCAAAUGUUUAAAUUAUUUUUUUUAAUUUUACUGCGUAUAUGUUGUGUAUAUGUUGAGCUGUAAACAGGGCAUAAGAAACAAUUUAUUAGCCUAAACUAGAAAAGAAAUCACAUAAUAAAUAAUAGAUACAUGUAGGCUACAUGUAUAAUACCAUUAGUGUUGGCAUGAUUUUUCAACCAUUGCUUUAUUUGGUAAACUAAAAAUAAAACAUUCAAAUACAAACUCGUUAUAUAGGGGUCUACUAUACAAUGUU
Molecule: messenger RNA, 3343 nt
Organism: Patiria miniata (bat star)
Lineage: Eukaryota; Metazoa; Echinodermata; Asteroidea; Valvatida; Asterinidae
Product: cytochrome P450 4F2-like
Exons: 10
Coding region: 1-1467 (488 amino acids)
Molecular function (GO): monooxygenase activity; heme binding; iron ion binding
Source: RefSeq, a predicted model, not a curated record